CUGUAUGCAAAACAUCAAAGAUACCUGUAACAAAAAAACAACUUGUUUAAAGGAGCCAGUUCUCUAUCCAAAUUUACCAAUCAGAAUCUUGCACUGAAAAAAUAAACCAAUAGUGAAUCGCUCCGAGCACAUCCGGAAUUUAGCAACCGAUCACUAACAGGGAUUGUCCACAAUCCAAUCAGAGUGAUUCUGUUCCUAUAUAAAUAGAGGGGUAAACCAAUUUUCCUAACCCACUUACUUUGCAGCUGAGGUAUGGCGCGUACUAAGCAGACCGCUCGUAAAUCCACAGGCGGUAAAGCACCGCGAAAGCAGCUGGCCACUAAAGCAGCUCGCAAGAGUGCUCCAGCUACGGGUGGCGUGAAGAAGCCUCAUCGCUACCGCCCUGGUACCGUGGCUUUGCGCGAGAUUCGUCGCUACCAGAAGUCCACCGAGCUUCUUAUCCGAAAGCUGCCGUUUCAGCGCCUGGUGCGAGAAAUCGCUCAGGACUUCAAGACCGACCUGCGCUUUCAGAGUUCCGCUGUGAUGGCACUGCAGGAGGCUUGCGAGGCUUACUUGGUGGGGCUUUUUGAGGACACCAACCUGUGCGCUAUCCAUGCCAAACGCGUCACCAUCAUGCCUAAGGAUAUCCAGCUUGCCCGCCGCAUUCGUGGCGAGAGAGCGUAAAUCUUUUUGAGUGCCAACCUUCAACCCAAAGGCUCUUUUCAGAGCCAAUCACUUUCUCCAUGAAAAGAGCUGUAAUCUUUCAAGACACAUUAGACCACGAAACUGCACUGAU
Messenger RNA from Cercocebus atys (sooty mangabey), 775 nucleotides. Its product is annotated as histone H3.1. NCBI's taxonomy places the organism in Eukaryota, Metazoa, Chordata, Mammalia, Primates, Cercopithecidae. The coding region runs from base 253 to 663 and encodes 136 amino acids. The transcript has a single exon. Gene Ontology annotation, molecular function: structural constituent of chromatin; protein heterodimerization activity; DNA binding. Gene Ontology annotation, cellular component: nucleosome. The record is from RefSeq and is a predicted model, not a curated record.